Molecule: messenger RNA, 963 nt
Organism: Racocetra fulgida
Lineage: Eukaryota; Fungi; Glomeromycota; Glomeromycetes; Diversisporales; Gigasporaceae
Source: the annotation of a GenBank genome assembly
AUGUUGUUAAAAUCUACGUUAGAAGGUCAUACUGGCAACGGAAAAAGCUUCACAGGAACUAUUUUCGGUGCACAAGGUGCAAAAGUCGGAAAUUCAGCACAUUCAGUAACAACUGAUGUUACAGUUUAUGAUCUUGGAAAUGAUAAUUUCUACGUCGAUACCCCAGGAUUCGACGACUCUAACGAAAAUAAUAGUUAUGAUGAAACUGCGCGUUUGAUUUUUCGUGCUCUUUUAGAGAAAAAUGUUAGUAAAAUAACAACAAUUUUAUGGUUUGUAACAACCGGUAUCAGAGCAACAGCAUCGUUUAAAAGAGAAGCAAAGUUUAUAGAAUCGCUAGCAAGCGAUCAUAAUGGGAACGUUUGGGAUAACACUAUCAUCAUUACUAAGGGUGAUAAGAUUGAAACUGGUCCCCGAGAAGCAGCUAAGGAAAUUGCAAAGAAUACAUAUAAUUUGAAAAAAGAAAAAUAUAAUCAAUUGCCAACUAAUGAAGAUGAUUUGCUUGCAAAGACUAGUGAUUUUGCGAUUCAAUUGUUUGAAAGGCUGCCGCCUACAAAUGUUUAUAUUGAUCUUAAUCUUACAAGUUCACAAUUAAACAAGUAUAACAUUUUUAAAGAAUCUGAACCUGAUCGAAUUCUUACAAAGUAUAACACAUUAAUUAAAGAGCAUCCAACACAUCCUAUAAAAAUCAAUUUUAGAAAGGUCAAAUGUUUAAAUUGCCCUGAAGAAACUGAUCCACGACUAGCAAUUUCAGAGUGUCAUUUAGAAGCCGAAUCAUUUCAUCCAGUGACAAUUAAUACUCAUUUAUAUAAAACCAUACUUGCACACUCGAACAUUCUCGAUGAAUAUCAUCCGGGUUAUUUAAUAACUUAUCAUCCUGGUUCACAAAAGUUUAUGCACCCUGGCAUGCCUGUUGAUAGUCAAUUAAAUCUAAAUCCUGAAAGUUUAUUCUUGUUGCAAGAAUAA